This is a messenger RNA of Vitrella brassicaformis, 2402 nucleotides long. Lineage: Eukaryota; Vitrellaceae. The record is from the annotation of a GenBank genome assembly.
GUCAUCAUGUUAUGUGUGUGUGUGUGUGUGUGUCUGUUGCGCUACGGUGUGUUUUGGUUGUUGAUAUUGCUGUUGUGUUUGAUGACGUGCUUGGCCGCCCGCUGCCCCGACAGCCAGGCGCCCGUCACACACUGGUGGCCCUCGCGGGACGUCGCCUCACCUACCACCAUCACCAAUCAGGACAUUCAACACCCUCCAGGCCACCUAGCUCGCCUGUGGCAUGGGCUGCCUGUCUUGUGGUACCUGCUAGGAUGAGGUGUCCGUCGUAUUCGGGCGACGACAGCUCCACAAUGUCGGCCUCAUCAGAACCCUGCACCAGUGACACAUGAAUCCGGGUAUCUCUCUCGGCGUCUGUGUGACACUGUGUGACCUACCUUUGCGAUGUAGCUGUAGCUGCCGAGCGCCUCUGGCUCGGUGUCCCAGUGGGUGACCUUCCAGUCCAACAGACGAGGCAACACAUCUACGCCUUCGCCCUUUAGAUGUGCACACACAAGGCACACAUGCAUACCCGAGGCUGUUUGUGCAUAUGGUGUGGUGUGUUGUGUUGUGUUGUGGUGUGUUAUGUGUACCAGGUGUUGCUGCAGGUGCUUGAACAUGGCGCGAAGCACAUCCAAACAGUCGUCAACCACCUGGUCGUUGGAUGCCAACACACACACACACACAGAGAAGCCAGCUGAGAGAAGUACUAUGCUAUGCAGUGCGUGCAUCCCACCCCCGCCUGCCGACGUACGGACCUGUUUGUCGUCUUUGCCAUUGUACCCGAUGGAUAGCGGGGGGUACACGUGCACACACAGAGUACCGCUCCUCCCUGCACACACGCACCAAGACACACAAUGUAACACAGAUGGAUGGAUGGAUGGACACACCGGCCUCCCUGUCAGCCAGCAGACCGUAUGGGUGUAGGUUGAGUAUCUGUAUGGGGUAGUCGGCCUUUGUUGUGGCGAUGUUGACACGGCUGCCGUACUCACGCCAGAAGGGAUGCUCAUGCCCACUCUCGUCACUGCCAUGGUCGGUGUGGCCUCCUCCACGUGUGGCAGCGAACCGCAGAAAGAUCUUGCCGUGUGUGCCCAUGCCCAGCCGCCCGAUGGACGCCCGCUUGCCCGCUGACAAAGGGGGAUCGAACCCCACCAAACUGACACACACACGACACACACACGACACACACAUAUGCAGAGAGGCGUGGCAGGACGGUUGCAGAUUGCAGCACAUGGUGAGGUGGGUCUUUACCUUCUCUGGAGUGUGUCGCUUUGGUCGAUUUGGUGUUGUCUGCGGUGGCACUUGAGCGAGGCCUGCAACACGCCGAGCGGCAGCGUGGCCACCACAUACCGACAACGAUACACCUGGCAGACACACACACAGACAGAUACGCAGGCACACCAGUCCAUCAGUCCAUCCAUCCAGUUGUAUGGUGCACAGUGGUGUCCCGUCCCGUCGUCCCUCUGACCUUCUUGGGUGCGGUUGCAUCGUCGGCCAGGGUGACCUCCAUCAGCCCACCGCCCCCCACAUCGCCCCCACCAUACGCCACACCCACCACACCGCACCCGUAGUGCACGUCAGCUCUGCCCCCGAUCUCGCUAAGCAGGGGCUCUAUCACAAGUUUGCCGAACCCGUUGACCACCAGCCAGUCCUUCCGGCUGAGGUGCUCCUCAGUCUUGUUCGGCACACACGCCUCCAGGCCCUGCUGGGGCAUGAAGGCCGCCUGCUCCUGCACGCCGGCGGCGUACUCGUGGAGGAAUGCGUCUCUGUCUUGGGCGUAUCUGGCGUCGUCGUCCCAGGUGUCGGGUGCGGCGGUGAGGUAGCGGAUGUGUUUGUGUCGGAUGUGGUCCUGGUGGGAGGCGUCGAGCGGCUCCUCCCACCGCCAUACAUCCGUGUGGUACAGGGGGCUGGGGUACCGACACAGCAGGUCCACAAAGUGCUCGUAGUGAGCUGACCGACAGAGACAUACACCAGACAGACAACAAAAAAGACAAUGCCAGCUAAUGAAUGGAUGAAACGGGGAUCGAUCUCUCUCUCUCUGUCUGUCUGUUUCUCCCGCUGGGCGUAUGUGUUGCGGCGUGUGUGUGUGCCGUACCGUCGAGAUCGGCUGCCGUGGCACACAUGGCCCAGUCCGUCCCCUUCAUCUUGUCGAUAAUCCGCUCGUCCAUCUCAUCCCAGUCGCCCGCGCCCCCGUAGCCCAGCCGCUGGCGCACCACAGGCAGGUACUUGCGGAAGACGCUCUCCAGGUCCGCCGCAUUGUCGCCCAUGGCCAGGCCGCAGCUGAUGUCGCUGUGGUAGACAUCAGGCAGCGGCAGCACUGACGUCACGGUGGCCGGGGCGUCCCGCUGUGCUGCAGGGGGACGAGAUGGGGAUUUAUUGCGCGUGCUGGCGGCCUUGGUGGGUCGGCUGGUGUUGUCUGGGCCGCU